Molecule: messenger RNA, 2239 nt
Organism: Daucus carota subsp. sativus
Lineage: Eukaryota; Viridiplantae; Streptophyta; Magnoliopsida; Apiales; Apiaceae
Exons: 2
Coding region: 205-2073 (622 amino acids)
Source: RefSeq, a predicted model, not a curated record
CAAAUUUCGGUUAAUUUGACCAUAAAAAGGUGAAAUAAGACAAAAGAUUUGGGACAGAGAUAGUAAAUUAUUGGAAUCGUAAUUUCAGUUUAUUGACAUGCCCUUUUACUCUAUCUUCUGCAAGAAAUUAUCCGAGAAGAGGCCAAGACAGGAGGCCUAUUAAUAUGUAACUCCCAAUUUUAUUACAAACUAUGUGUUGUCUUCAUGGAGAAUUCAGACUCUAAUAGUUCAUGUUCAGACUCUGUUAGUUCAUGUUCAGACUCUGUAACAAUUUAUCCAUAUUGUGAACAACAGAUUCACCGACAUGAGCUGAUACUGAACGAGGAUUAUCAUGCUCACGAGGGUAAACAAUGUUUUGGCUGCGGUUUGGUGCUGCAUAGUUCAUCUGCUGUUUAUCGUUGUAUUGACUUUAGCAGUUCUGAUGUAGAUGAGGCCCAUGAGGGUUGUGCUCAGUUCUUUAUUCACAAAAGCUGUGCACAUUUGCCAGAUCGCAUUAAGCAUCCAAGCCACAAGCAUAAAAUGGAUCGGGAUAACUGGCCUCGUGAGGAAAAAGGAAGUUGUAGCCUCUGUGGCAUCAAGGUGAAGGGGAUAAGUUACUUAUGUUAUCUUUGUAAAGAGAAUUAUAGGCUCUGUCUGUUUUGUGUUAUUCCUUUAAAUAAAAUUAAUAUAGACACUCCUUAUCAUUCUCACAAGCUUACCUUAUCGACGAGGUUAGCCACUUUUCAGUGUGAUGCCUGCCGUGAGGUGGAUACCGACUUCUCUUAUAUGUGCUACACAUGUCCGUUUUAUAUCCACCUCGCCUGUAGUAAUCUACCUAAUUUAUUGGAAACUAAAAUUCACCCCAAGCAUCCUCUUAGGUUAGCAUAUUCUCUUCCAGAAAUUCACCGUAAAUUCCUACAGCACUGCACAAUCUGUAGAACUCAGCUGUUCCAUAGUCAUUGGCUCUACUACUGUCCCAACUGCAGAUUCUUUGCCCACAUCAAAUGUGCUAUAUCAGCUCACAUUUCCAGUGACAAAGAGAAGGACGACGAUGAUGAUAAUUUGGUGCACCUCCCUUUGCCAGAUCACGAGUCGUUGUUGCAGCAAUGUAUUAAGAAGAAGAUUAUAUAUUGGUUGCAGGAUGCUCCUGUGACGCCUCCUGUUGAAAUAAACCAUUGGAGCCAUGACCAGCAUCGAAUGUUACUUAUGCACAGAAGCGGUUCAAUUAUAGCGGAUGAUAAAGGAUUGCUUAUUUGUAACCUUUGUACCAAAUCUAUAUCCACUGUUGAUGACACUGAUGAUGUAUUUUAUGAAUGCAGUGAGUGUGAUUUUAUUCUCCACAGAUACUGUGCCCUGUUUCCAAAAGAAAUGCAGCAUGACCUAGAAGGCAAGCUCGUCGGAAUUCAGCCCAGUGUCCAUGAAAUCUGGUCUUGCAGUCUCUGUAAAGGCUUUAGAAAUGGCGCGCAAAUGCAGACCACAUAUGUCCAUUGCACAGAAUGUGGAACAACAAUUGCUGUCAAGCUUGACAUCGAGUGUGCUCUUCUACCCAAACAAAUCAAACAUGAAGUUCAUCAUCACAUUCUUACACAAUAUCGUGAUUGUUUCAGUCAUAAAUGUCUUGCUUGCAACAAACCAACAAGAGAAGGCGACGCCCUAUUUAAGUGUCUAAAAGAUGACAUGGCGGUUUUUACUAUACAUGUAAAUUGUGUUCUUAAGCCACACAGAUUGACUCAUCGUUGGGAUCCUCACCCCCUUGACUUGAUAUUCUCUCCCGCGGAAGUAGAAGAUCAUCCUCAUGAAUUCCAGUGUGAAUUUUGCUCUGAAGAGAUAGACACCAACUGUUGGUUCUACCAUUGCAGUGUCUGUGAUCUGUCCUUCCAUCUCGGAGAAUGCUUAGAUCUGUCUCCCUACUCGAGGGUCAAGUUCGGGGCAACAAAUAUCAAGAUUCAGGAUCACCAUCACGGCCUAACCUUCGUUCUAAAUAAAAGGCGUCAACCAUGUCAAAGAUGCCAUAAAGAUACAUAUGGUAAGCCCGUCCUUGAGUGUAAACCUUGCAGAUUCACACAACAUGCUCAGCCUGAUCUAUGCUCUUGAUGUUAUAAGUUGUACAUGUUCAGAUUUGUUGUUUGUACUUGUUUAUCAGUAUACAAUGCAGUCCGAAAACCAGGCUGCUUUGUUGUUUCAGCUAUUUAAGUAUAACUACCAAUGCAAAUUAUAUUCCAAAGAGAUGGACACAAACAAUUGAUUCUACAAUCAAUCA